GUGAUAAGUAGAGACUGAAGGCACUUUCUGGGGCGGGAAAUGGGGGAGUUUAAAGUCGGAGGUUUUGGUCUUACGGUCAUCCAGUCAGCUGGCUUAAGGUAUUUUAUACAUAGGAAGUGCACUGCUGCAUGCAUGGUGGACGGCCGCAACAAUGAUGAGGCGAGCAAUAUGGGCAUUCAGUGCAUGCACGCGGAUGGACCGGCGGGUGAAGCUGGUAGAUCUCAAUGAACAGAUCUGCUGCAAGCUGUGUAACGGCUACCUCAUCGACGCUACUACCAUCACCGAGUGCCUCCAUACCUUUUGUAAAAGCUGCCUGGUGAAGUUCCUGGAGGAGAACAACACCUGCCCCAUCUGUCACCUUGUCAUCCACCAGAGCCAUCCGCUCAAUUAUGUUGGAUUCGACCGGACGAUGCAGGACAUUGUGUACAAGCUGGUUCCAGACUUACAGCUCAAUGAAAAGAAAAAAGAGAAGCUUUUCUACGAGUCGUUUGGCAAGAAAGAGCCGGAAGAGAAAGAAGAAGAAAACAAGGAUGAUUGCAUCACCAAGGAGGAGGACUCGGACUGUCACCGCAGCGAUGAGCAGGUCAAGAUCUGUCUGGAGUGCAGUACGGAGCAGUUGCGGCCGCUGCGCAAGAAGUACAUCCGCAUCUCCGCCCAGGCCACCAUCAACCACAUCCGCAAGUUUGUGGCCAAGAAGCUCAAGCUGGAAGGCUUUCACCAGGUGGAGAUUCUAUGCAACCAAGAAAUACUAGGCAAGGACCACACGUUGAAAUUUGUCUGUGUCACAAGAUGGAGAACAAAGCAAUACCCCCUGAUGUUGGAAUACAGACCCAGUAUUACGCUAUGACGGCAACCCUGGGGCCUGUCGUCGCACUGCCCAUCAUCACACCAUCGUCCAUAUUAAAAAAGAUCGGGGAAACAAGAAAAAAAAAGGAGAAAAAUCCCAGAAAACUUUUUGUACAGCCGCAGAAGAUAAGAGACUAUUUUAUAUAUUUUGUGAGAUUUUUUCGGACGACUAUCGAGCCAAACUUUUUAUGCUGGAGCUGUUUUGUAUAUGUUAUUACCAGCAGGGCUCUGAGUUUUUAUACAUGAAUGUAAUUAUUGAGGAACACACAGUGUUAUCCUUUGACCCCUGGAGGAAUGUUACCUGUUGGACCCGCCCUCCCCAGUCAUGGAGCUGCGUGAGUGUGGAUCGCCACACCCCUUCUCCGAUUUCAAAGGGAAACUGCCAAGAGCCACCAGAUUGUAAACAUCCCUCAGAAGUUUUGCAUCAACUUGUUUUGUUGUUUGGAUAUCGGUGCGCAUAGACGAAGUACUUGUUUUGCGUGUAUGCUGAAAGGAAAAGAUGAUAACAGUGCCCCUGAGUUGAUACAUCAUGGUUUCCUGCCGUAGACAGUGGGGUCGCCUCUCAUACUCACUGGUAGUCAUCGCGUGAAUGCAGACAGCAAACCAAGUUCAAGUGGAAACCAGCCGCAGUAUCCUUGUGAAGUGUUGUUGUGUACAUGUAUGUAUGGUGCCCUCAAGCAGUCAUGCGUGGAGCCAUUAUUGCAGGUGACAGAUGGGAGACGGUCAUUUUGUUUCGCCUCCAGCGUGCAAAUUGUGCCGAUGUUCAAAUCGGGAUCUUGUCAGUUCACCAACAGCAAGCGUCACCAGGGUUUGUGUAAUACAGUGACAAGUCGCACACCUGCCCAAUAUGAGAUUUGGCUGUCCUGGUACGACGCCUUUCGGAGAAUAAUAGAUGCAUCAGUAAUUCUACAAUGAAUAUCUGGAUAUUAUCGGUUGCCUCCACCUCUUAUCUUUGGAAUUGGAAAUACGACCCGGUAACAAAAUCCAACGCGAGUUGCCUGAGCCAUUUAUCAUCCGCCGUGAAUUGAUUGCACUGGAAGCAUCAGCAUUACACCUUGUGAAUGUUUUUACCACAGACUGAAUGUGUGUGCACUCUAACGUAAUGUAGAGCUGCAUGCACUCCUUCCUCGCAUACGCUGCACACUCACUGCUGAAGUCGAUAAAAAAAGCCCUUCAGUUUUGUUCCUGUUUAUUGUUACCUGUUUUAUAUGGGGACGCAAUCUUCCCUGAAAUAGAUCAGCGUGCGUCAUCCCAGAGAGCGGUGUACAACAGUAUCCUGUCCAAAGUUUCUCCAGCGGAAGACUUUUUAUUUGAAGUCUAUUUUCAAAACCCGUGAAUGACAGUUCUGCGUUACCAGGACUGAGCAAUUAAAAGAAGUUCAAAUCACAGGAGGAUGCUUCUCAAAUUCCAUCAGGCUCUGUCCUCAUCUACAAAAGAAUGGAGCGAUUCCCAUCUCCCUCCAUCCACUACCUGCCUUUGGAUGUAUGUACAUGUAUAUGUAUGUUACUUAACGCGACAGAUCAAUUCAUGUUUCUAAUUGCCCGGGAGCUGUUGUGGUCGUUGAAAGGUUUUCAGGCAGGUAGACCGAGAGGCUGGAACAGUCAAAACAUCCAGCCUGAGCUUGACAAUGUAAUUAUACUGUAAUGCCACUUACUCACUUCUUCAUGAGAAUUUAUGUAGGUGAACAACUUUUUAAUUGUGACAAAAUGUUCGGAGCCUUGUAGAUAGUAAUUAUCUCAUAAUUUGGGCUGCAACUCGGUGAACAGGCUAAAUCUUUAGAUUGGAUGAAUUUGAUGAAAUUGUGAAAGGUUUUGUUGUUUUUGUUAGCACUCUGUGUGUUAUUAACUUAUCAGAGCUUGCCAAGUAUCUUAAACAGUCAUUCACUCAGUGACAGAACUUGGAUACAUUUGGCUGGGGGCACAGGAGGGCCAUCAUUCUCUCGAGGGGAGUACCCCUCACAAUCAAAACAAAGGCAUGCCGUCAACAGAUAUGGUUUUCCCCUUCUCUAAAGGGAAAGGUGGCACAUGGGGGCACAGGCUUUGGGCACUGGGGGGUCUCAUGCCCCCCCCUCCCAUUCCUCAUCUGUUAUGGCAUUGCAUUUGCUCUUCGGUGUUGCUGAAACAUGUACAAAUGUACAUCGUCUGUUUCCAAAGGAAAUCAUACACGUAUCAGGUGAUGGUCAACUCAAUAUCACACACUCUCUGGCCAUUGUCCAACAUCCACUGCAUUUACGUUAAAAAAUGGAUAUGCAUGUAGUACUGCAGAAAAAUCUGUGAUGAUUUUGAAAAAGUUGGAGGAGUGGUGCUGGGCACUUGAAACAGCGAUGAGUUGACUUAAUAUGAGAACACCUACCUUUUAAGGGUGUGUAUUUGGAAACUGAAAACUUUCUUUUUAGACUGUACUUAAAAAAACCCCCGUCACUGAUUCUUUUCAAAUGCUGUGACACAGGCAACAGUCUCGUGGCGAGGGAAAGGUUCUGAGCAGAUCAAUUUUCCACAGCCCGGGGGGGGGGCCUCAUUCUUGGCGGCUCAGUCAGUGAUGUGAUCAGGUUGUGAUCCGUAGGCGCUGUGCAUACCUGUAAAUUGACUGUAUCCAUAGACAGAUCUAAUAUAUAGUAAUUUAUAUUGUGCAGAUUGGUCGGUGGGUGGGUAAGAGUGAGUCUGGUUAGUGCAUGUAUGCUUCUUGUGAAUGGAGAAUGCUAGCAAGUAUUUUUUUAAUUUCUGAAGAAAGGGGUUUUUUUUCCCUGAUGAAAUAGGCACUUGCAUAAAGGUUCUUGGGAAAGUAGUUCAAGGAUACCAAGGCUCAUUUUUGCAAUUUUUUUUUUUUUGGAAAGAGGGAAGCUUUUUGUUCCUGUUGAGAAAGUUUUAAAGUUUUGUCGGAGAUAUGCUGCUGUAUAGGUUUUUGUAACAAGUGUAUUUUUAGUGGAAGUGAUUCUUGGUGGGAUAAUACGUGUAAAACGGGGGGAACCCCUGUUUAUUCCUCACAGAAGGAGAACACGUGACAAAAGUUUAAAAUACGCAACAUUCCCCUUAUAUUGCUGUGUUCAGCUGUUGAAAAAUGUGCUGUUGACUUUCCAAACGUGUCGUAACAAUGAACUGAGAUUAGUUUGCACUUUGAAUGUGAAAGCCUAGCUGUCGUAGUUGGGAAUCCCAGGGGAUACAGUUGUGAGGAGAUCCCGGGCUACUUCCAGGAAAAUGAAAUGGCUGAGAGGGAAACACCAGGAGUUCAGGGAAAACUUUGUGAACUUUUGGUUUCCCAUCGUGAAUUACUGGUACAAGUGACGUGAUCCCUGUCAUGAUGUUCUAAAAGCUUAAUAUUUUUUGCGAAUGAAGAUGAUGAUGCAGUAGGGGCAAGUGUAGUUGCAGGUUACAAUUCUUGCACUCCGUUGGGUACUUCGGAAUCAAGGAUAAAAAUUCAUCUCGUCUUUAGUUGGCCAGAGAUACUCUCAAAGUGAGUCUGUGCCUGGAUUGUGGGCUAAACAGGCAGGUCCCUUCCCAUUUCAGCGUGUUCAAUAUACAUGUAGUAAGAGGAUUCAGAGGAAUGAUCAAAAUAGCCAUCUGGUGAAUGAAGCCUGUGACAACCACAAAAGUCCAACUUCCAAAGUUAAAGUGCCUUCAGGUGAAACCACCCCUUUUUAGCCUCAUGUUUCAAACACCAGGAAUGAAGAACUUCAGUUCAAUGUUCUUUUAAUGUUUGUUUUUAGAAAGAAGUAUGCCUAUGCUUUUUGCUUUAGCAGACUGAAACCAGAUUCACAUGGCAGAAACUGUUCAAUCAGAAUAUUGUUUACAAGUUUAAUUAGUCGGAUGAUCACCAUUGUGGUGUAUUGACAAUAUUGGUAAAUAGGUCACACUACUUUCUGAUACUGCCGAGUACUUCCUGGUGUUUCCCCCACUGUCCCAAGAAAUGCAGCAGAUUCCUGGAAAGAACGACACGUGUAACAUGCUACACACUGCCCUCUAUAAUUCCAAUUCAAGAGGCCAUGCUCCUGCAAUUUCAACCACGGAACAUGACUUUGUCCCAGCUGGUAGCAAAUUGAUGCACUUCAGCGUUUGAAGCUGUCAAAAGUCUGGCCCUCAGCUGUAGUGCAGACAGUUUGAAUUUGAAGAGAUUUGGGAGAGUUUGUUGUGCAGAGCAACUCUAGAGUUACUUGGGGAUUUCCAAUUUCUAAAGUUCUAAUACGUGUACAGCCUCUAGCACAAGGGUGACAAAAUGAUACCUCAAAAAAUAACCAGCCAUUCAAAAUAUUUUUAAAAAUUAUUCUUAUAUUGAAUGCUGGUAGAAUAACAAACCAGAAAUCGCUCACCGGUGGAUGGAUGGCUCUGGUUGUGAAUUAUUGACCAUUGUGAAGUAAUUUCAUUUAUUUCACAUGAAGGACAGCCUAGAAGCUUUGAGGAAAUGUGAAGGGAUGGUGAUAGUUCGGCAGGGGGGUCAGUUUGGAAGUACACAUUACAUUGAGAGUUGCCAAGUGUUGAAAGUUUUGCCAAGCAGAAAAUGUAACCAGUAGAAAUUCUUUAACAAUGGGUUGGUGGGUUCUGUUCCAGCUGGUGCUUGACCAAAUUCUGCUGUGUGUACUAAACUUUCCAAGCAAUAUUACGCUUAAGCAACUCUCUCGGCCCUGGAUGUAAGUUAGCAGUAUGGAUGUUUCAGUUGAAGUGGUGCUACGUAAAACAUUUGCAAUCAUUUACUUUGUGCAUUAUCUUUUGCCAGUAAUGCACGUUAUUUAUAUUGUAGAAAUUUUUGGUUUCUUUCAGUUAACAUUUUUGAGGAUUUUUGAUUUCUUGUUUAAGAAAAUAUUGACUUACAUUAAGAUUCACAAAGGAGAAACAUUUUAAUUAUGUGCACAAGUGUACAUUUCCCUGUCGACAUUCAUGCCAAGAAUGAACACUAUCCCAUGUUUGUUGUUAAACUCCAUGGUACAUGUAUUUAUACUUUCAGAUCCAAGACUGUGUUUCUGGUAAAGUGAAAGAACGUAAUCUACUUCCUAAAUGACAUUUCCCCCAAACCAUUCAGUAUGUUAGUAUUCCUGUGGUUGUGCAUUGUACCAGCACAGUGUGAUCACAAGUCACAUAACCCAGAUACUGCAGCUGCGUUUACUUAUUCAUGAGGUGAGAUGCCUCAAGAUUGUGCAGAGAGGUACAUACUUGGAGGUUCGCUGGACAACGCAUCAAGUGCAUUACAGGGCAAGUGCGACUGGUCGACUCGAGUCAACUUUUGCCCCUAAAGGGGUACAUCGUGUGCAUUUAUGUAACUUGAUAACUUCAUAAGGGAGAGGCGCGAGUGCAUAUUUGCAGGGCUGUAGUUGAGUGCAUGUACAAUGCACUUGGCAUUGCCUCGAAAUGUGUAUAUUGCUGGAGUUUAUAUUGCCUUCUCCAUGCGCAAGAUGUCUUUAAGGGGCUGUAACCCAUCCAUUCCUUAAAAAGUGCAAAAUAUUCUGAGAACCAAGCAUUUUGAUUUGCCACAAGCAACGAAUGUGUCGGGUUUGCAUGCAGUGGCCUGUUUAAAAUGGGCCUUCAUAUUUCGGGUGGGAAAAAAAUGACUUCAACUGUCAAUAAUGUGUCUGCAUUGAAUGCCCAAUAUGCAUAUUACAGACACAUGAGGGUAAAAUCAACCAUGGUUUUGAUAUGUGACCGCUGAUUUCCUGCUUCAUCAGCAUAUGAGAACAUUUCAAAUUGCCUGAAUGCGAUUGAAAAAUAAGAAACCUUACCAGAAACACACGUUUUUUUCCCCAUCUGUGUGUGAUUUUUGUUUGUCUCACUGAAGUACACAUUUCAACUGAGAGAGCUCAACUGUAUUGAUACAUUAUUUAUGCUGUGGGCAACUAUGAAAACCGCCACCAGAUUGAGUUAUAGACAUUUGGGAGCUGCCUGCAGGUAGUCCAAAUAAGAUUUAGUGUGUCAACAUUCUGAGAUCUUUCUGAUUUCAGUGUUUCAAUAUCAACCCGGGUUUAAGUGUUUCAAUAUCAACCUGGGUUUAAAGAGACACAGAUGAUGGAUUCUACCCACCAGUAACUGAUCAGGUUGUCAGUUCUGGUUUGUAUGAGCCAUUAAUUUCCUUCUGUAUUCACAGACAAUUUUGUUCUCUCUCUUUAGGAUUGAAUUCCAUUACAGUGGUUUACAAUCAGGUCUUUGGAAAAUGGUCAAAAAUAUAAACUAUUUUGAAUUAGAAUCGAACACACCAUUGUAGAUUUCUAACAAUUAAGAGAUAGUAUCUUUUGCAGCCAGAGAUCAAUGUGCUUAUAUCAUGAUUUUUUCCCCAAAAUCGGACUGCUAAAAUCUGUUGUAACUUCAGUCCCAGUUUGGAUGGUAUUGUGUGAUCGUCUUUUAAUAAGUGCAGAAAAUAUUUUUGUAAAAUGAAUUUACAUUUCUGUCCCAUCCCCAGCCCAGUUGGUGAUAGGGUUUUUGAAUCUCAGUCUUGCAGCCUCAUUUGAGAAUAUUUCCCUUGAAUGAAUUAACACUGACAUUUCUGUUGUUGCACACAUGAAAAAAAAUGUAUCCAUGAAAUGAAUGUUGAGCAUCUGUGGAAUCCAAUUUGACAUUUUUAUCCAUCAUUAUUGGACCUUGCUGUACAUACUUGGCCUGUAAUACCCUGGAAUACAGACUGUUGUGUAAUAAAAAAUGACAUGAAUCUAUUUGUAAUAUUGAAAA
This is a messenger RNA of Acanthaster planci (crown-of-thorns starfish), 7490 nucleotides long. RefSeq names its product polycomb group ring finger 3 (gene pcgf3). NCBI's taxonomy places the organism in Eukaryota, Metazoa, Echinodermata, Asteroidea, Valvatida, Acanthasteridae. The record is from RefSeq and is a predicted model, not a curated record.